GCCCGUCCUCUUGACGGUCCUAUGCUUCCUGUGCAGCCAGGUGGCUUUCCAGCUGUGUGGCACCGACCGGCAAGGGCAGAGACUCAGGCGGCUCAGGCGCGGCAGGGCCGGUGAGGGCCUCUGUGAGGAGCGGAAGAUCGGCGAUGCAGUCACAGCCACCGUCGUGUCUGUCGGCGACACAUGGGUGGAUGCAGACGUCGAGGGCGCCGGGCGCGGUAGGACCAGUGAGAGUGAGAGCGUCUUGCUUUGUCGGCAAUGGCUUGGAAUGAUCCACUUUGUGUUUGAUAGGAUGCACAAGUCCGACCUGACAACGCUGCGCAUCCGGCAUGCCAGGGAGGUGGUCAAGGUCGGCGACGUAGUGAAGUGUUUCGUGAAGCAGCUCAAGCAAGAUCGUCCGGUGCUGACAAUGCAGGACGUCUUCGCCAACCGCACGCGCCUCUCGGAGCUGCAGCCAGGGCUGGCCUGCGACGCGAAGGUGGUGCACGUGAACAAGCACAUCGGCGCCUUUGUGGACGUUGGCGCCGUGACGUCGGCGCUGGUCCCACGAAAUGAUUUCGAUGGCUGGACAGAGGGCGCAAAUGUGGUGCAGCCUCGGUUGUCCGGCGCCAGCGGUGUUUCGGUUCAGUGGCUUUCAGCAGUCAUGAUCGGCGUGGUGGACUCGUGGGAGGAGCUUUGCCCCAAGACGAAGGAGAAGAAGGCCAAGGCGGCCAAGAAGGAGAAGAAGGAGCAGAAGCCGGUGAUCCACCAGGCCUCAGCGCAGCGGACGCGAAAGAAGCUGCAAGCGGCCCCGGCGCCCCCUGUGGCUGCUCCGGAACCCGAAGUCGAGCCCGAGACCGAUGACCCAAAUUGGGCGCCUCCACCUUCGGCCGAGCUCGAGCUGGACUUCUUCGCCGUGCCCAAAGAUGGUGAGGGAGACGCCGUCUGGGAAUUCAAGGUGGGCCCACAACCCAACGUCAAAGAGUGCAUCGAAGUUCCAGUCGAAGUUCCAAAGGUCAAAGCAACCGACUGGACCGUGCAGGAAAGCUGGGAAGACAUGUGCGACUCGGAUGCUGGCAGCACAGCCGACGAGGGCGAACAGCUAGCCCCUGAAGGAAGUCCCAUGACCUACACCAAGGCAGAGCGAGAGAAGCCAUCUUUCCCGUCUGUGACAGAAAUGCAGCUUUCUAUUUCCGGCGGUGCCGCCGCCAAACAUGCCAGGCUGCCGGAAGGCACGACGGUCAGAGUCGAGGUGACAAAGGUGGACACGAGCAAAGGUCACAUCACUGCCAAGCUCUUGCCCGACAGCACGGAAGCUCUGACAGACUGA
Molecule: messenger RNA, 1306 nt
Organism: Symbiodinium necroappetens
Lineage: Eukaryota; Dinophyceae; Suessiales; Symbiodiniaceae
Source: the annotation of a GenBank genome assembly